Molecule: messenger RNA, 498 nt
Organism: Budorcas taxicolor (takin)
Lineage: Eukaryota; Metazoa; Chordata; Mammalia; Artiodactyla; Bovidae
Product: zinc finger protein 69 homolog B-like
Exons: 3
Coding region: 1-498 (165 amino acids)
Biological process (GO): regulation of DNA-templated transcription
Source: RefSeq, a predicted model, not a curated record
AUGGCCAAAGAAGCCCAGAAGAGGAAAGAACAGGAGUCAGGCAUGGCUCUUUCUCAGGCACAAUUGACCUUCAAGGAUGUGUUCCUAGAUUUCGCUCCCGAGGAGUGGGACUGUAUGAACCCUGCCCAGAGGACCUUGUACAAGGACGUGAUGGUGGAGACCCUCAGGAACCUGCUGUCUGUGGAUGCCUGCUUUUUGGUCCGUGUAGAACAGCACUGGCACCUCCAGAGAUUAUUUCGGCCCCAGCCUGGUUCUCUUCCUGUUUGCUGCACUUGGGAGACCUCACUGGAAGAAGGGGAAGACUGGAAGCUCUUCGAUUGCAUUUGGUGUCUCAGAUCCUACACAGAGCUGCCUUCAACCUGUCUUCCUGUUCAGAGCCCUCAGCUGUUCUUGUUGUUAUUACUUUUGCCACAUCCUUCAGGGGUGUGUGUAACAGGAAUGUGGUUUGGAUCUUCUGUGAUUGUAACUCAGGAAACCUGUAAGGACAGUGGAUAUUGA